Messenger RNA from Closterium sp. Yama58-4, 8241 nucleotides. The record is from the annotation of a GenBank genome assembly. NCBI's taxonomy places the organism in Eukaryota, Viridiplantae, Streptophyta, Zygnematophyceae, Desmidiales, Closteriaceae.
AUGCGGCACCCCUCUUUGUCCCUCCUCUGCGUGUCAAGGCUAGUGCCCACAGUGGCAAGCAGAUGCCCAAAAAGCACUGCCUUGUUCUACAGCAUUGCUCUCGCCCGCACCCACCCAUCCUGUCUCUCUCGUGCACCUCGCAUCCCGUGCAAGGACCAAGUGGUGGUGGGCGAGGGCGAGUGCUAUGCGCGCGAGGAGGAGAGCGCGGUGGUGGACGACAUGGUCAAGCUCGCCUACCUGCACGAGCCGGGCGUGCUGCACAACCUCAUGCAGCGCUACCAGCGUAACCUCAUCUACACGUACACGGGCAGCAUCCUGAUAGCAGCCAACCCCUUCAUGCGCCUGCCGGGCAUCUACGAUCGGGACAUGCGUGAUGCCUACCGCGGCCAGCCACUGGGCGAGCUCAGCCCGCACGUGUUCGCCAUUGCUGAUAACGCCUACAGAGCGAUGCGGGAGGAGCGGCGCAGCCAGUCGAUUCUGAUCAGCGGGGAGAGCGGGGCGGGCAAGACGGAGACAACGAAGCUGGUGAUGGAGUACCUGGCGUCCGUGGGGGGGCGCGCUGACAGCGACGGGGAGAGGAGCAUCGAGAACCAAGUGCUGGAGUCCAACCCUCUGCUGGAAGCGUUUGGGAAUGCCAAGACUGUGCGCAAUGACAACUCCAGUCGUUUUGGCAAGUUCAUAGAGAUCCAGUUUGACGAGCGGGGCCGUGUGUCAGGGGCAGCCAUCCGGUCGUACCUGUUGGAGCGGUCGAGAGUCGUGCAGAUCGCCGACCCCGAGAGGAACUACCACUGCUUCUACCAGCUCUGUGAUGGGGCCAGCCCUGAGGAGGCGGAGCUCCUAAAGCUCCCACCCGGCCCCAACAGGGCGCAGCACUUCCACUACCUGAACCAGAGCCGGUGCUUCGAGCUGCAGGGCAAGUCCAGCAACGCCGAGGAGUAUGGCAAGACCCGCAGUGCCAUGCGCGUCAUUGGCAUCUCCGACGACGAGCAGAUGUCCAUCCUGCGCCUACUAGCAGCGGUGCUGCAUCUGGGAAACGUGGAGUUCAGGGAGAAGGGCGACAAGCUGCGCAUCGCCAAGCACGCCGAAUCCUCCCUCGACACCGUCGCCUCGCUCCUCUCGUGCGACCGCAAGAAGCUGCAGGACUCGCUGUGCACGGUGAAGCGCAAGGUGGGGGGGGAGACGAUCAAGAGCGCUCUCGACGUCAAGGCUGCCACUGUCAGGCGUGACACGCUCGCUAAGACCCUCUACUCCAAGCUCUUUGACUGGAUCGUGCAGAAGGUGAACAGCUCCAUAGGGCAGGACCCCAGGGCCAUGGCCAUCAUCGGCGUGCUUGAUAUCUACGGCUUCGAGCACUUCAAGAUCAACAGCUUUGAGCAGUUCUGCAUCAAUCUUGCCAAUGAGAAACUGCAGCAGCAUUUCAACCAGCACGUGUUGAAGCUGGAGCAGGAGGAGUACGAGAAGGAGCAGAUUAACUGGAGCUACAUCAACUUCCGUGACAACCAGGACGUGCUCGACCUCAUAGAGGGGGACAAGGGCAUACUCAGCAUCCUCGACUCUGCCUGCCGCCUGGCGCAGGCCAGGCUUCACCCAGUCGCUGCUCAUUGCCUUUCUGCAUCACGAUUGCUUCUCUUCCUUCUUCCUCCCCCCUGCGCCUCUUUCCCAUCCCUCUUGCGCCACCCUCCCUCCUCUCCCCUCAGCCACCUUGCUGUGCGAUGCCUUCCUUCCCAUCUUUCCUUCACCCCCUUCCAAUCCCCCCUUCCAGCCGCCUGGCGCAAUCCACUGCCGAGGGCUACUGUGUCGCUGUACGGCGCCUUCCUCCAGCACGACCACUUCUCUUCCCCCUUCCUUCCCCCACCUUACCUCUUCCUUUCCCUACUCUUCCCCCCCCUCCCCUCCUCCCCCUUUCGCUCCCUUCGCCCUUCCAGCCGCCUGGCGCAGUCAACAGCGGAGGGCUUUACCCUAUCGCUGUACGACGCCUUCCUCCGCCACGACCGCUUCUCCAAGUCCAAGGGCUCCGUCACUGACUUCACUCUCGAGCACUACGCCGGGCAGGUGAAGUACAGCACGGCGGAGUUCAUAAGCAAGAACAUGGACGCGGUGGUAUCAGAGCACGAGGUGCUGCUGCAGAAGUCCACCGACCCCUUUGUGGCCGCGCUCUUCCCGCCCGCACCGCCCGACGACAAGGCCGGCAAGGCCACCAGCAAGUUCGCCUCGCUGGGCCGCUCCUUCAAGCAACAACUGGCACAGCUGAUGGAGACACUCAACCGCACUGAACCGCACUACAUCCGGUGCAUCAAGCCGAACGCCAAGAGUCGGCCGGGCAUGUUUGAGCGCGCCAUGGUCACGGACCAGCUGCGCUCGGGAGGAGUGCUAGAGGCCAUCCGCAUGUGCUCCGCCGGCUACCCCACUCGUCGCACCUUUGAGGACUUUGUCGACCGCUUUGCUCUGCUGCUGCCCUCGCUGCUCGACCAGGACUUGUCAGACGUGGAGUAUGUGGAGGCGCUGCUCAAGCACGCCAAGCUCGAGAACUACCAGAUCGGGCUGACCAAGGUGUUCCUGCGGGCGGGGCAGAUGGCGCUGCUGCAGAGCAUGCGCCUGGACGCCAUGAACGAAGCUGCCAGGAAGAUUCAGCGCGCCACGCGGCACUUCCUCUUCAUGCGCCACCGCAGGCGCGCCGCCCUGCUCAUCCAGACGCACUGGCGAGGCCACUGUGCGCGCGCGUCAUACCAGCAGCUGCGGAGGAAUGUGGCAGCGACAACCAUCCAGGCAGCAGAGAGAGGGCGGCAGCAGCGCCUGCGCUUCCUGCACCUGCGCCACGCCGCUGUGGUGGUGCAGGCCGCUGUGCGCAUGCACCUCUGCCGCACCGCCUACAUCAACACGCGCCGCCGCCUGGCCGCCACGCGCAUUCAGAGCACGUGGCGAGGGUACAUGCACAGGCGGCCAUGGAGGGCGCUCAAGCACAUGCUGGCGGGUAGAGUGGCGCGCCUCCGACUGCACAACCUCAAGCUCGAGGCGAGUCGGCAGGCGGAGUUGGCGCCGCCGCGCAAGAAGACAGAUGUGGCCAUCGAUACCAUCCGCAUGAUGAUGCUCCGAGUCAUGCGGGUGAGCGGAGAGGGGUUUGCAGCAGCAGGCGGAGUAGGAGGAGGAGCAGCAGGGCCCCUCAGCAGCCUUCCUUCCUUCGGCGGGUCAGGCUUCUCGUCGUCCUCCUCCUCGCCCUCUGCUGCUGCCGCUGCCGUGGCUGCCAUAGCAGGGGGCGCGCUGGGAGUGAUGGUGGACAAGCAGGUGGCGUCGCAGCAGGGCGGUGGAAGAGGCGGCAAUCUGGGGGUGCCAGAGGGGUCCAGGAUCCUCGCGCGCAUGGCGUCAAGAAGGCACCCCUCGCCGCACACGCCUGCCAGUCACCCCUCGUGGGAGGAAACCGCUGCUGCCGCUGCUGCUGGCGGUGCUGCGGGCGGUGCGAGUGCUGCUCUCACCGGCUCCCCGUCCUUCUCCUCCUCCUCCAGUCGCUCCUCGCCCGUCCCUCCCCUGCCUCCCUCCUCCGUGGCUUCCCCCCCUGGCAGCGGUGGCGGGGGUGGCAUGGCGGCAGCAGCGGCGGCAGCGGUGGCAGCGAUGGACAGCGCAGCAGCGGCCAGGGUGGCAGCGACGGGGGCAGGGGCAGCGGCAGGAGGGGACGGCACGCACGACGGUGGGCACAGGGGCCAUGGCGGUGUGGCGGAGGGCCAUCAUCUGCCGAGCAUACAGGAGACGGCGUCACGGGAGGAGGGCGAGGAGAAGAAGGUGGUUGCUGUCAGCCGGACCAGCAGCGGCGGCAGCGGCACCGGCGAGUUUGGUGGCAGCAGCGGGGGGCUGAGGCACGUGCGGUUCCCAUCCCUUGGCCCGGAGGAGAGCGAGGCAGAGGCUGGGUACAAUCGGGCGAGCACGCUGCCUGUGGGGAGGAGCAUGCUACGGCAGCAGUCCAUGGUGAAGACCCUCAAACCCGCUGCCAACGGCGAUGCUGCUGGGGGCUCUGGCGGCGCAACCGACGGUGCAGAUGCACGGCUGGCGAGGAUCCGACGGCUGCAGUCGUCGAACCCGCGGAUGGGCGGAGGAGGAGGAGCAGGGGGGGAGGGUGGUGGCGGGCCGGGAGUGCCGCGGCCGCUGGUGUCGGCCAAGUCGCUCACCCGCGACGAGGCCGUGCGCAUGCUGGCUGUCGCCCAGCGAGAUGCAGAGGAGGCGCUCAAGGUGAGGGGGGCGCACAAGGUGAGGGGGGCGCACAAGGUGAGGGGGGCGCACAAGGUGAGGGCAAGCAAGGCGCGAGAGGUGCGCACGCUCAGCCAGAGGCUGCUGGCAUCGCAGGCAGAGAGCGAGACAGAGGAGAUGCCCGUCGACAAGCAGCAGGUGCGUGCCGUCGACAAGCAGCAGGUGCGUGCCGUCGACAAGCAGCAGGUGCGUGCCGUCGACAAGCAGCAGGUGCGUGCCGUCGACAAGCAGCAGGUGCGUGCCGUCGACAAGCAGCAGGUGCGUGGACAAGCAGCAGGUGCGUGGACAAGCAGCAGGUGCGUGGACAAGCAGCAGGUGCGUGGACAAGCAGCAGGUGCGUGGACAAGCAGCAGGUGCGUGGACAAGCAGCAGGUGCGUGGACAAGCAGCAGGUGCGUGGACAAGCAGCAGGUGCGUGGACAAGCAGCAGGUGCGUGGACAAGCAGCAGGUGCGUGGACAAGCAGCAGGUGCGUGGACAAGCAGCAGGUGCGUGGACAAGCAGCAGGUGCGUGGACAAGCAGCAGGUGCGUGGACAAGCAGCAGGUGCGUGGACAAGCAGCAGGUGCGUGGACAAGCAGCAGGUGCGUGGACAAGCAGCAGGUGCGUGGACAAGCAGCAGGUGCGUGGACAAGCAGCAGGUGCGUGGACAAGCAGCAGGAGCUGCUGCUGUCGGAGGUGGCGAGCAGCCGCUUCCCCUUCGGCCCCGAGGGGCAGCCAGUGGCGGCGUGCAUGGUGUACCGCGCGCUGCUGCAGUGGGGCGCGCUGGAGGCGGAGCGCACCAACACGUUCGACCGCAUCGUCGAGGCCUUCCAGCGCGGCUCAAACGACCAGCUGCUGCCCGCGCAGGCCUACUGGCUCACCAACCACGUCGUGCUCUACUACCUCGUGCAGGUGGUGUACCAGCCGCCAGUGGAGCAGCCCGUCCAGGAGAGCUUCUCCUUCUCCUUCUUUGGCAUGGCCUCCCGCCCCGCCGCCCCUCCCAAGGCAGCGGUGGAGCGGGUGGACGUGAUGCUGUUCAAGCAGCAGCUGGCGACGGGCACGGAGCGCCUCUUCGUCACCAUCAGGGACGCCGCCAAGGCUCAACUCAACAGGCACUUUGCACUGCCCUCGCAGGUCGGUCGCCUGUCCUCUGCUUGUUUCUACUUGCCUCUUGUCACCCCACCACCGCUCCUUCAAGCUCGCGCACAAGCUCUCCCACCCCCCUGCCCUCUCCCCUCGCACGGCUCCCAGGAGGCGGCAGUGGAAGCAGAGGGCGACCUGGCAGCCGGUGACGUGGAGGCAGGGAAGGGCGGCAAGGCGGGCGGGGCAGGGGGCAGGCGGCUGGCGCGGGCGAAGGCGAGGGCAGGGGGGCGGUCGGGGGCAGCGAUGGUGCGGAAGCACGUGGUGAACUACUGGGCCAACGUGGUGGUCACUCUCAAGCAGGUGAACUACUGGGCCAACGUGGUGGUCACUCUCAAGCAGGUGAACUACUGGGCCAACGUGGUGGUCACUCUCAAGCAGGUGAACUACUGGGCCAACGUGGUGGUCACUCUCAAGCAGGUGAACUACUGGGCCAACGUGGUGGUCACUCUCAAGCAGCAGGUGACGGCCACGCUGGCAGCGAACCACGUGCCGGCGGUGGUGGUGGAUGCGCUGCUGCGACAGCUGCUCUUCUUCGUCAACGUCAAGAUCGUCAACGGCAACGGGGAGUUGAUGGAGGAGGGGUUGGGGCGGUUGGAGCAGUGGGUGCACGACGUGGAGGUGCAGCUCAAGGACGCCAUGGGCGCCUCCAAGGAGCCCCUCAAGCGCGAGCUCAGACACAUCCGCCAGGCCAUCUACUUCCUCACGCUGGACCACAAGCCGCGGCGGUCGCUGGAGGAGAUAGAGGAGCUGUGUCCGGACCUGACGCUGAACCAGCUGGUGCACAUGUGCAUCUGGUACGAGGACGACGCGUACGGCACCAAGGGCGUCGACCCCUCCGUCACCGAGCGCAUGUGGGCGCUCAUGGUGGACGACUGCCCCAUGCUGCUCAAGGACGACGAGAGCAUCCCCUUCACGGUGGACGACAUAGCCCUGGCCAUGCCCGCCAUGCACAUCGACGACUUGGAGCCGCCGCCCGAGCUGCAGCACGACCCCGCCUUCCACUUCCUCCUGCCCUACAGCGCCAGCGCCGCUGCCCCUCACAGCAACGCUGCUGCGCUCCCCUCCACGCCGUCCAUGCCGGCCCUUGCCACCUCCUCCGACCGCUCCAUCCACCUGCCGUCUUGUUCCUCUCGUUCUGUAUGUGUCUUUUCUUGCCCACUCCGUGUACGUUCGUCUUGUUCGUGUAUUUGUUUGUUUUGCCUGUGUUCGUUUGUUCUACCUACCUACCUACCUACCUGCGCCCUCGUGCCUUGUGCCUUGUGCCUUGUGCUUCGUGCCUCGUGCUUCGUGCCUCGUGCCUCGUGCCUCGUGCAUCGUGCGCCCUGCUCCGCGCUGUUGCUCUGCACGCGCGGUUGCCCGCGCCCUCGUGCGCCCUACCCUACCUGCUCCGCGCUGUUGCUCUGCACGCGCGGUUGCCCGCGCCCUCGUGCGCCCUACCCUACCUGCUCCGCGCUGUUGCUCUGCACGCGCGGUUGCCCGCGCCCUCGUGCGCCCUACCCUACCUGCUCCGCGCUGUUGCUCUGCACGCGCGGUUGCCCGCGCCCUCGUGCGCCCUACCCUACCUGCUCCGCGCUGUUGCUCUGCACGCGCGGUUGCCCGCGCCCUCGUGCGCCCUACCCUACCUGCUCCGCGCUGUUGCUCUGCACGCGCGGUUGCCCGCGCCCUCGUGCGCCCUACCCUACCUGCUCCGCGCUGUUGCUCUGCACGCGCGGUUGCCCGCGCCCUCGUGCGCCCUACCCUACCUGCUCCGCGCUGUUGCUCUGCACGCGCGGUUGCCCGCGCCCUCGUGCGCCCUACCCUACCUGCUCCGCGCUGUUGCUCUGCACGCGCGGUUGCCCGCGCCCUCGUGCGCCCUACCCUACCUGCUCCGCGCUGUUGCUCUGCACGCGCGGUUGCCCGCGCCCUCGUGCGCCCUACCCUACCUGCUCCGCGCUGUUGCUCUGCACGCGCGGUUGCCCGCGCCCUCGUGCGCCCUACCCUACCUGCUCCGCGCUGUUGCUCUGCACGCGCGGUUGCCCGCGCCCUCGUGCGCCCUACCCUACCUGCUCCGCGCUGUUGCUCUGCACGCGCGGUUGCCCGCGCCCUCGUGCGCCCUACCCUACCUGCUCCGCGCUGUUGCUCUGCACGCGCGGUUGCCCGCGCCCUCGUGCGCCCUACCCUACCUGCUCCGCGCUGUUGCUCUGCACGCGCGGUUGCCCGCGCCCUCGUGCGCCCUACCCUACCUGCUCCGCGCUGUUGCUCUGCACGCGCGGUUGCCCGCGCCCUCGUGCGCCCUACCCUACCUGCUCCGCGCUGUUGCUCUGCACGCGCGGUUGCCCGCGCCCUCGUGCGCCCUACCCUACCUGCUCCGCGCUGUUGCUCUGCACGCGCGGUUGCCCGCGCCCUCGUGCGCCCUACCCUACCUGCUCCGCGCUGUUGCUCUGCACGCGCGGUUGCCCGCGCCCUCGUGCGCCCUACCCUACCUGCUCCGCGCUGUUGCUCUGCACGCGCGGUUGCCCGCGCCCUCGUGCGCCCUACCCUACCUGCUCCGCGCUGUUGCUCUGCACGCGCGGUUGCCCGCGCCCUCGUGCGCCCUACCCUACCUGCUCCGCGCUGUUGCUCUGCACGCGCGGUUGCCCGCGCCCUCGUGCGCCCUACCCUACCUGCUCCGCGCUGUUGCUCUGCACGCGCGGUUGCCCGCGCCCUCGUGCGCCCUACCCUACCUGCUCCGCGCUGUUGCUCUGCACGCGCGGUUGCCCGCGCCCUCGUGCGCCCUACCCUACCUGCUCCGCGCUGUUGCUCUGCACGCGCGGUUGCCCGCGCCCUCGUGCGCCCUACCCUACCUGCUCCGCGCUGUUGCUCUGCACGCGCGGUUGCCUGCGCCCUCAGCAGGUCCUUCGCUAG